Linum tenue is the source of this 1472-nucleotide messenger RNA. Lineage: Eukaryota; Viridiplantae; Streptophyta; Magnoliopsida; Malpighiales; Linaceae. The record is from the annotation of a GenBank genome assembly.
AGUAAAGUCAAGCGUCGGAUUCAAACUUUAUCUCCCCAGAAGCCAGAAGUACAGUUGGGCUGAUUUGGGAAAGAAUUGGCGCUUCAAAUUCAAAGUUCAAACAGACAAAACUACUCGAACUGGAAAAAAAAAAAUGGUCAGCGCGACUCAGUAGCAACUCAGUGCUCUCCAUCUUCGCCGUCUUCUCCUCUCAUCCUCAGCUUCUCCUCGGUGGCCGAUUCGGUGCCGGAACAAUCGAAUUCUCAGUUCCGGGAAUUCGUCCGCUCGUCAUUCCGUUGUUGCUGCCAUUGUCUGUUUCGCGAAUUAGGGUUUCUUCUCUCUCUCCCUACGCGGAACCGAUUCGAAAUCUCUCUCUCUCUCUCCUCGUCGCUUCAUCUCUUGUCGAAAAUGCCGAAGCGGAAAGCUAAGAGGAAUGUGAAGAAAGCUGUGCCGCCGCCGCAAGAACCUGAUGGCGGCAACGAAAGUGCGCUGCCGCGAGCUGAAGAGAGGAAGCCAGAGUCGUCGAUUAUCCUGGAAGUUGAGCGGCAGGUUGCAGCAAUUAGGGCAAUACGUGACAUGGAGAUAGAACAUUCGCUAACUGCUUUGCGUCUGCUACGUUCGAAUUUCACUGAGGAGCAACUGGAUACCCCUGUGCUUGAGAUUUUCAAGGAGAAUUUCCCGAACCUGUCAAUAGUAAAGAGCAGCGAAGCCGGUCAGUUUGAACUCCAAUGGAAAGACAAAGGUGAUGAUUCUUCUCUGCCCCAAGUAGCUGGUGGAGAAGACGUACAUGAUUCUCUUCUCCGGGGUUUGUCCAUGGCGUAUCCUAGCUGCUCUGAUGUUCCAUCUCUUGGUGCUUUUGAGUUACCUAGCCAUACAGUGACAAAAAGUGUAUUUGGUAAUGAUAGCAUGCAGAUGGACGACUUUAUCUUGGAGGGUCAAUCCAAUUUCAAUAUGCUCUCGAUGCAAGAUGGUCUCCAAACACCAGGGGCUACCAGUCAGAGACUCUCUGUGGGGAUGACACCCAAAACCUUAAGACUGCCUAAGCAUGGUGAAAUGCUUCUCUCGGUUCGUGGCUCGCCCCUUGGGGUCUACAAAGAAGACAACAUGGAAGCAAUACGAGGUAUCCAAAAUCUGAAGAGGACUGAACUACUACUGCAAGUGUAUUUCGAUGUUUGGAGCUAAGAAUGCUGUGCAAUCUCAAGUUUCUAGGCUAUAUGUACAGAAAUUACAAUUGAUCUCUGUAACGCUAAGGAAGCUCGAGUCAUAAAUCUGUUUAUCUCUGUUAACACGAAGGAUCUCGAGUUCGUCCUGCUUCUUCAUCAGCCAGCUUCACCUGUGUAACUGCAUUUUCUCUUGGUUUUGAAUGUUGAUGUUGGUAACUUCUCAAGCUAUUAACACCUGAACUUGACAGCUUGAUUCUAGCAUAUCAAUAACAUUGGGAAAAAGACCUAUUGUAUCCAUCUCCUAGUCCACAAUAUCAACUUCUUGCUGUA